This is a messenger RNA of Spirometra erinaceieuropaei, 492 nucleotides long. NCBI's taxonomy places the organism in Eukaryota, Metazoa, Platyhelminthes, Cestoda, Diphyllobothriidea, Diphyllobothriidae. The record is from the annotation of a GenBank genome assembly.
AUGCUGUUGGACGCCUACUGUGAAGAACGCCCCAGGAUAUGCGUCGCCUACAAAACUGACAGUGAUCUUCUCAAAAGCCCCAUCAAUGCCAAAACCCAACCGCUUCCAACAUGCUCACACUGCCAACGCCCAUUCCGUGCACGAAUCGGUCUCGUGGAACACCUUCGGGUCCAAUGUGCCUACAACCCGACAACGUCUAAUUCUCCCUCCUCUCUCGCCCUGUCGCAAACCUCGCACCGACCACAACCCCAGUCAGCAUUGAUCAGAGAGCCGUUGCCCCGCGCUGCCUCGCCGCCAUCAACCACUGACACCAUCCACCCUGCCGCAACCCUUGCGUCAACCACAGCAAGCAGUUUUACCACCACCACCACCACCACCACCACCACCACCACCACCACCACCACCACCACCACCAGAUCACGCACUCCACCCACCAAUAGGAUGAUGCCCGACGUCUUUUGGUUCAUGACUGACUGUUUACCCGGUCUUUAA